Messenger RNA from Lonchura striata (white-rumped munia), 1329 nucleotides. The record is from RefSeq and is a predicted model, not a curated record. NCBI's taxonomy places the organism in Eukaryota, Metazoa, Chordata, Aves, Passeriformes, Estrildidae.
CAUCCCAUGGGAUUUAAGAGGCCCCAGGGCGCUGUUGGGAUGCAAAACCAGCUCUCCCUGCUGACCAUGAGGCUCCCCGUGCUCUUGGCUGCCCUGGUGGCAGUGGCCACCUGCACCAAGACCUUCGUUGGGCACCAGGUGCUGCGCGUCAUCCCCCAGAGCGAUGAGGAGCUGCAGAAGGUGCAGGAGCUGCAGGACCUGGAGCAUCUGCAGCUGGAUUUCUGGCUGGCUCCCCGCAAGCUCGGGCUUCCCGUGGACAUCCGCGUGCCCUUCCCCAGCCUGCAGGCGGUCAAAGCCCACCUGGAGGCCACUGGGGUCUCCUAUUCCAUCAUGAUUGAGGAUGUGCAGGCCCUGGUGGAUGAGGAGCAGGUGGAGAUGCUCCGCAGCAGCCGCCAGCUGCCGCUCGACACCAGCACCUUCAACUAUGAUGCCUACCACACCAUAGAUGAGAUCUAUAAUUUCAUGGACAUGCUGGUGGCCGAGAACCCCAACCUGGUGAGCAAGCUGGAGAUCGGCCGCUCGACCGAGAACCGUCCCCUCUACGUGCUCAAGUUCAGCACGGGGGGCACAAACCGCCCGGCCGUCUGGAUCGACACCGGGAUCCACUCCCGCGAGUGGGUGACACAGGCCAGCGGCGUCUGGUUUGCCAGGAAGAUUGUCCAGGAUCACGCGAAUAACGAAGGUGUGGCCUCCAUCCUGGAGACGAUGGACAUCUUCCUGGAGAUUGUCACCAACCCAGAUGGCUUUGCCUACACGCACACCACGGACCGCAUGUGGCGCAAGACCAGGUCCAGGCACUCGGGUGCCAUCUGCGUCGGAGUGGACCCCAACCGCAACUGGGACGCAGGUUUUGGAGAUGCCGGAGCCAGCGGAUACUCCUGCUCGGAGACGUACCACGGACCCUACCCCAACUCGGAGCCCGAGGUGAAAUCCAUCGUGGACUUUGUGAAGAGCCAUGGCAACAUCAAGGCUUUCGUCUCCAUCCACAGCUAUUCCCAGCUCCUGCUCUACCCCUAUGGCUACACCGAGACCCCGGCACCAAACGCGCAGGAACUGCACGAGAUUUCCGCCAAGGCCGUGGCAGCUCUGUCCUCCCUGUACGGCACCCAGUACGAUUACGGCAGCAUCAUCACCACCAUCUACAGAGCGAGUGGAUCGACCGUCGACUGGACCUACAACCAGGGGAUUAAAUAUUCCUUCACCUUCGAGCUGCGGGACACGGGGCGCUACGGAUUCCUGCUGCCCGCCAGACAGAUCGUCCCCACCGCCGAGGAGACCUGGCUGGCUCUGAAGGUCAUCAUGGAGCACGCCCGAGACAACCUCUACUGA